UGUCACUGAUAGAAUGUGAUCAUUUCGCGAAUCAGUGUACUUCUCGUUGCUUUUUUUAAUCAUAAGACAGCUUGUGCGGCAUCGACAGACGAUUGUUCGUAGAGAGACUAUCAAAGAAAAGUACAUUUUCGGUCUUAGUCUGCCUUCUAGGACAGCUACUCAAUGGUUUAUUAUUAAACCUUUUGUGGAUCAAACAACGUAGUUGGCUACAUUUCAACUGGGUGACAAUGCUAGAAUGUUUUGUAGCUAAAUGUUGUCUGUUUUGACGAACGUUUUGCUGUAAACUAGAACGUCGAGAGUUAUUUUCCUAAAAGACCCAAUUUCGUCGAUUGAAGAUCAUCAGGACAGGGCUACAGCCGAGCAAGGAGGACAAGAUAUCACCCUCAGCAUUUUGUUUCCAGUUGAUCUACAGCGACAUACAACAAUGUUAACCCAGAGAAAGAGAAAACGCACUGUGGAAGACUUCAACCAGUUUUGCACCUUUGUGUUGGCCUAUGCUGGAUACAUCCCUUAUCAAACAGAGGAGUGGUGGUGUAGUGAAAGCAAGCCCAGUGACAGCAACCCCUGCAGCACCAGCCACAGUACCAGUCCAUGGAGCUACCAGUCCUCUCCUAACUCAGACUGUGGCUCCUCCGCUCAGAGCCAGAAGGAGAAAGGGAAGGAGGUGAAGAGGAGGAGGUCAGACAAGAAACCAGCCGGGCCUGGCCAGGGGGAGAAGAAGCCUAGAGGAGGAAGUGCCAAAAAGUCUCCCAAUACGAAACAGACUGCCCCUAGAUCAACAGUCAGCAGAACGCCAGAGCUCCAUGAGCAGCACCAGCCCCAGUCUGGACGGACCAACCACAACAGCUGUCCGACUGACAACAAAACACAUACUCUGACAGUUCCCAAACGUGACCAUGACUGUAAACUUCCCCAAUCUUCCCUGACUCAACUCUUCCCUGAUGCCACCCCCAGCAGCUCUCUGUCUGUCCACAGGCACAAGACCAACACCGGUCAGACAGACACACCAGACCCCAACGGGUCAGCUGGGAAGACGAGUGACGCUACAACCCUUCAGAAGACAGGAAGUGACGAACUUGAACAGGAAGUGACAGAGCAGCCUGUUGACAUGACAACAACAAGCUAUGAGACGGAGAGGAGCAGUCCUCACAGGCCAGGAGACAGAGAAAAGAAGAGAAGAAAGGAAGAGGAGAAUGGGGCGAGGGAGAGCUGGGAGGGGUCUGGGAGUGAAGGAGGGAUAGACAGGGGUCAGAGGUCAGAUAUCCUGAGGAUGGUGAUGGACAGGAGGUUGAGAGAUCAGCUAGCUGAAGACCAGGAGACAGGCUACCACACAGAGGAGGGCAGCAGCCCCGACCAGGACCAGGACCAUGGAGGGAGCCACUACCAGACAGACCAGGGAGGGAGCGAUGGAGAGGACACAUCUGCAGACAACAGCAAGAUGGAGGAUGAGGACGACUCAUGGGACCUGAUCACCUGUUUCUGCCUGAAGCCGUUCGCGGGUCGGCCCAUGAUAGAGUGUAGUGAGUGUGGCACCUGGGUGCACCUGUCUUGCGCUAAGAUCCGCCGCACCCACGUUCCUGAAGUCUUCACCUGCCAGCCCUGCCGAGAUGCCAAGACCAACAUCAGACGCUCCAACCGGGCGCGGAUCGCCCCCCGCAAACGCUUCAGCGACUAGAGAGCAACAGCUGGUUCAUUGGCUGCGUCCCAACUGGCGGCAGGUAGCCUAGCGGCUAAGAGCAUUGGGCCAGUAACCAAAAGGUCACUGGUUCAAAUCCCCAAGGUGGA
Coregonus clupeaformis (lake whitefish) is the source of this 1785-nucleotide messenger RNA. Its product is annotated as PHD finger protein 13. Gene Ontology annotation, biological process: mitotic chromosome condensation. The record is from RefSeq and is a predicted model, not a curated record. Gene Ontology annotation, molecular function: chromatin binding. The transcript has 4 exons. The coding region runs from base 425 to 1675 and encodes 416 amino acids. Lineage: Eukaryota; Metazoa; Chordata; Actinopteri; Salmoniformes; Salmonidae.